GCUUCUUAUCAAAUAUAUACUGCUUAACCAGAUAAAAUACUGAUCGAUGCUUUUAUUAAAGACAUUAUUGCUACAUAGGCCGUCGUUUAUUCGAAAAUCUCUGUAUCAUUUUACACCUCAUCUUUUGAAAGAUCAAAAUUUAGAAAAAGAUACAUAUUUUGGCUUUAAAAAGGUCCCAGAAUCUCAGAAAGAACGUCUCGUUCAUAAUGUCUUUACAUCUGUUGCAUCUUCAUAUGAUUUAAUGAAUGAUAUUAUGUCUUUGGGAAUUCAUAGAUUAUGGAAGGAUGAAUUCGUUCAGAGGUUAAAUCCAGGGUCUCUAGAUGGAGAACCAAUGGAUCUUUUAGAUGUAGCAGGAGGAACAGGGGAUAUUGCAUUUCGUUUAUUAGAUUAUGCCACAGAUGUUCAUCUUGAUACACAAACAAGGGUAAAAUGUGUAGAUAUAAACCCGGAUAUGAUAGAGAUUGGAAAAAAGAAUCUUAUGAAUAGUCGUUACAGAUAUUCUAAAAGAAUAGAAUUUUUUAUACAGAAUGCAGAGAAAUUGACGGAUAUUGAAACGUCAUCUAUAGAUAUUUAUACAAUUGCAUUUGGUAUUCGGAAUUGUACAAGAAUUAUGGAUGUUUUGAAAGAAGCAUAUCGUGUUUUAAAGCCAGGAGGGGUUUUUAGUUGUUUAGAAUUCUCAAAAGUAUAUUUUAAACCUUUAAAACCAUUAUAUGAUUAUUAUUUAUUUAAUAUUAUUCCAAUUAUGGGUGAGGUUGUGGCAGGAAAUAGAGAUAGUUAUCAAUAUCUUGCUGAAUCUAUUGCAAAACAUCCUGAUCAGAAGACAUUUUCCAAAAUGAUGGAAAGUACAGGAUUUAGAUUGAUAGGAGAUGGAUAUCGUAAUCUUUCUUUUGGAAUUGUUAGUAUACAUACAGGGAUUAAACCAAUGAUAAGUUGAAAAAAUAUAUAUCAAUCAAAUAUUUCAGAUUCUUUAAUAACAGA
Pneumocystis carinii B80 is the source of this 978-nucleotide messenger RNA. RefSeq lists its product as hypothetical. Gene Ontology annotation, biological process: ubiquinone biosynthetic process. The record is from RefSeq and is a predicted model, not a curated record. Lineage: Eukaryota; Fungi; Ascomycota; Pneumocystomycetes; Pneumocystales; Pneumocystaceae. Gene Ontology annotation, molecular function: methyltransferase activity. The transcript has 3 exons. Bases 47 to 934 code for a protein of 295 amino acids.